AUGGAAUUAGCUAGUAAGCGAAUUCAAAUGUCAGGAGAAAAUAUUGACUCCUAUCGAGCAGCCCUAGAGAAAAUUUGGCAAGAAUUCAAACAGACCUCACCAGCAGAUUUAAAUGCAGCCGUGCAAACAGCAAAAAUCCAUUAUAGAGCAAUCAGAGAAGAAAUGCAGCCUUCUUCGUCAGUGGAAAUUAACAAGGCUAUGGCUGGAGAAAUCAAACAGCUUAAAGAAAGACUGGAUAGUUUCGAAAGAAAGCCAAGAACACCAUUUCAGCCACAAUGA
This is a messenger RNA of Paraglomus brasilianum, 279 nucleotides long. The record is from the annotation of a GenBank genome assembly. NCBI's taxonomy places the organism in Eukaryota, Fungi, Glomeromycota, Glomeromycetes, Paraglomerales, Paraglomeraceae.